AUGCCCUUGAUCAUGGAAGACGGUAUCAAUGUGGAUGAUCUCUUUGGAGAACCCAACUCCCUGGAGCUGGGCUUGCCGGCCCCCUCCCCAAUCAAAGGUUUAGCGCAAUGCCUAGAUGAAAUGCGUCUAUUAGGGUGCUGCCAGAAAGUUGCCUGGUCUCGGAUAGGAUGUAUUGCAUCUAUUGCCCCAGACGGACUCCGGGUCAUUAUCCGUCAUCUCCAGUGCCGUCCAUCAGAUGGUAAAUGGUUGCUUGGGGAAGAGACACCUAUAGCCCCAGUCUCGGAGACCCAUAAUGGCAAUCAAUUGGCCCAUUUAUCAUGGAAUGAGGCCGGUUCAGAACUGGCCGUUGUUGACUAUUCUGGUCGCAUAUCAAUCUAUUCCAUUUCUAUUGCAUUGAACAGUAUCACAAGCUUGCGCCAGGCCUCAUUUGACUCCGGCGACGAUGGCAGCCAGGUUGUUGGAAUGAUGUGGCUGAACUCCCAGCGUUAUGUGCAUGCAUUUCAUCAAGCAGCUAAGGUGAAUGGUCGAUGGGCAUACUCGCCUUUCCGUCGACGCCCCAUCGGGCCAUUCCACCCAGCCAACAAAGCCGCAUUGAUAUGUGUGACCAGAGCCGGCCAGAUAAAGCUGAUAUAUCAAAACCCUGACAGCAAAUGGGCUGAGCUGCCAACUGAACUGAAGAACACAGGAUACUCGGACAGACUAUUAACGCAUGCAUCCAUGACCGCAACACAAGCUGGGAUCCUUCUCUCCACCUACUCCGCAUGCCAGAAGAUGUGUCUUUAUAGAGUGCACAUUACCUGGAACCCACCACAAUGGGAGGCAGUACAGGGAAAACCGCCUGGCCAAUUUCCUAUUCCCAGCUUCCGUUUAAUCCACUGUAAGGUCGACAUGCCCAGCAAUAUAUUGAACAUCAACCGUGGGCCGGACCACUCCGAUCAGUCUUUGCCGUUUUUGAACUCGGUAUACUCGUUGACACGAUUAGAGAUCAUGCCGGGGCAGUUUGAUAGCCCCGCGGGGUCCACUGCCAAUCCUUGGAUUCUGGCUGUCUUAUCGAAGCCCCUCCAUGCCAUACAUGACUAUCCAGACCAGCAAGGUCCGCCGAGCGUGAUAGUCAGGUGGCAUUUGGAAUCUGCACCGCAGACCCUUCAUCCUAAGUUUGACGAGGUGACGUCAAAAAAAAGCAACACUCAAGCAAAGCCAAAAAUGGAACUACGCAGGAUGGAGGACAUUUAUUGCGAGAAAUAUAUUGUCUCGGUCGAUCUAAUAGAGCAUGGAACAGUUUUGGCUGUCAGUCAUGACGACAGCUCAAUAACAUGCUACGACACACGGACAAUGACUGUUUUGAACGGUCUUGACGAUUCAAACACAGUGGCUUGUCUGGCCCAGGCCGGGUUCCAUUUCCAACUCGAAAGAUCAGGCCUUCACAUUGCUUUCUCUCCUAACGCUUGCCUUGCCGUUACGCUGGACAGUGACGGACAUAUGCAAUUGAGGGUGAUGGAGCAUUCGUUUGGAUCCACAGAUGGUAUCUAUGACGAGAACAAUUUUUCUGUGGCCAUUGCGGCAUUGACUUUGGCAUUCAGUCGAGGCUGUGGAGUUGAUAUCAAUACAGACGACAUCCUCAUACUUGCUCUCAGGCAGCUAUCACCAGAGGCUCAAACCACAUUCAUCAGCGAGGUGUAUCGUGCACUGCCGAUUAAUUGCAAUUUCACAGCCGAACAGGACAAACUCAUGAGCCACCCGUACAUACCCCGUUGUCUCAGCUUACAGGCCGGAUUGGGCUUCAAAGGGAGACUCAAGCGCCGGAACCUCUCAUCGACCGUGCCGUGGGCAAGCCUCCAACUCAGACAUGCCUCGGUUCUAUUUGCAUACUUCUUCCAGUAUAAUAAAGUGGGACCGACCGAAUCGCAUGAUCCAUAUGUUCUACGCAUGGUAUUGGGUAACGCCAAAUGGACAUUGGACUUCUCCCACUUUCUUCUAAAUGAAAUCUUCGACAUGGCCGACGAUUUCGAAGAUGUUUUCAAUGAUUCAGAAGCAUUCACGCAGAAAUGUAAGGAACGUCCCAUUACAAACCCCAGCUUCAAGCCCACUCAUCUCACUAUCUUCAUAGUGAAAGCCUCAUCCUCCCUCCCCCUCCUAAUACUCCUCUCAAGCAUGUCUCGCGCCUUCCUCCGCUUCAUCUGCCGUGGGCUCCGCGGCGUCCAUGCUGGCUACACAAGCGCAAAUCCCGCCUCUCUUCUAGGCGACUCCCGAAUCUACUACACAGAGAUCUGUCAAGUACUGGAAUCAUCACCAGUCCGGAUUGAUGUGUACGAGAAGUUCCUAGCAGGAGUCGAUUCAGCCGUGAAGCACGCCUACCAAGGCGCAGGCUUCGGCGAUGCCGAAAAACCUGGCCCGGAAAAGGAACUGCUGGUUAAUGCGCGCAUCCCGCCAGUCCUCACCACAGCCGUGGCCACCCUCCUACGGCAGACAGUCCCCGCGCUCAGAUCAGAAAUCAACCGCAUGGGCAUCUACCUCGGGGACUAUAGCUGGCUUGGUUUUGCGAAUGACCGACGCACAGCGCUAUACCGUAAGCAGCGUGAGGUCGAUAUCAUUAAAAAGUGUCCGCUGCGUCCGCCGUUGCCGUUGGGGAAUGAUGGUCGUGUGGCAUCGCUGAAAAAGCGCAGGUGUGCGCGCUGCUGUGAGGUCUCUGGUGAUACGAAUCUGCCCAGGUCAAUUCUCUCGUUCAGGAUGAUUGCUAAGCUAGGGUUGUUGCGGUCUUGUCUUUGCGGGGGGAUGUGGGUUCUUGAGACGGAUACUGGGGAUGCUGGGGUUAGGACUGCGAGUGCGAAUGGCAAUGGCAACAGGGUUGGCCAGACUUAG
Penicillium vulpinum is the source of this 2859-nucleotide messenger RNA. Its product is annotated as mediator of RNA polymerase II transcription subunit 16. Gene Ontology annotation, biological process: positive regulation of DNA-templated transcription. Bases 1 to 2859 code for a protein of 952 amino acids. The transcript has 9 exons. Gene Ontology annotation, cellular component: mediator complex. NCBI's taxonomy places the organism in Eukaryota, Fungi, Ascomycota, Eurotiomycetes, Eurotiales, Aspergillaceae. The record is from RefSeq and is a predicted model, not a curated record. Gene Ontology annotation, molecular function: protein binding.